GAGCUAUUAAAGCGUGCAGAGAUAGUGCUGGUUAUCAGCAGACAACUGGCCACAAGACAGAUCUCACCCCUGUCACUGUGCGGCCUAACUCCUCUUGCAAGUGGAUAAGGGAAUUGCUACUUGGAUUUACCAUCAGCAGAUCAGCCUUGAACACAAACAAUAUACAAAGAAGCUUACAGGGGAUACGUUUUUAUAUUUCCUCGUAGAUUGUCUUCCCAGCUGUCUGAGCUUGUUUUGUGGACACUCAGUGAAUGGGCACAACUACCCUCUGACCUGCUGCUGCAAUACCUGUGAAGCAAAAGUCUCCAGAGCUAUCAGUUGAGAGCCUCAGCUGUACUGGGGCUCAGAGGGCACCGACUAGAGAUGUAUGAGGUGCAGGCAACAGCCCUUCCAUCCUCCUCCCCCAUCUCCUCUUCUCCCCAUUCAUCCUACUCCUCAUCUCUAGCUGGGGACUCAGAGAUAGACGUGGAGAGCCUGGAGCUGGAGGGCUAUGAGCAAACUGAGAUCUGCAGAUCAGGGGACCCAGGGGAGGAUGAUGAAGAAGACGAGGAACAAGAGGGGACCCCAACUAGCAAACCAGAGAAGCCAGCAGAGAAAGGCGCGGAGCAGAGGAAGCUCAGUAGGACUCCCAAGUGUGCCAGAUGCAGGAACCAUGGGGUAGUGUCCUGCCUGAAGGGGCACAAGCGCUUUUGCCGCUGGAGAGACUGUCAGUGUGCCAACUGUCUGCUGGUGGUGGAAAGGCAGAGAGUCAUGGCAGCCCAGGUGGCACUCAGGAGACAGCAGGCUACUGAGGAUAAGAAAGGUCUCUCAGGAAAACAAAAUAUUGCGGAGAGAAAAACAGUUUAUCAGAGGCAUAUAAGGACACCAAGCUUGCUGGCCAAAAGCAUUCUGGAAGGCUACAGGCCAGUCCCAGCAGAUUCCUACAUAACAGGCAAUCCCACCUUACCAGCCCCUGUCAGCGACAGGAUGAGGAAAAGAAGGGCAUUUGCAGAUAAGGAACUAGAGAACAUAAUGCUGGAAAGGGAGUUUAAGGAGAGGGAGAUGCUUGAAGCUACUCAGACUGCCAGUCUCUUCCUACCAAAUCGUAUGGUUCACUCAUCCGAUUACAAUAACUACAAAACUGCCUAUAGGCCCUCACAGGUGGAGGCCCCAAACAAAGAGUUCUGCAAUUUCCUUCCUACAUGCCUUGAUCUCACCAUGCAGUAUUCAGGAUCAGGGAAUGUAGAACUUAUUUCUUCCAAUGUCAGUGUGGCCACGACAUACAGACAGUACCCAAUGCCACCCAGGUUUUUGGUAUGGCCCAAAAGUGGCCCUAUCAGUGAUGCUCUUCUUUAUCAGCAAUGCCUAUUAAACGCCACAGCAAUGCAAGCGAUGAAGCCAGCAUCGCACUGGGACUCAAAAAACAACCAAGUCAUGGAGGGUCAGGUUCCAGAUCAUGAUUUAGUGCCCCCCAAAAUGGAAACCCCAGUCCUACAUCCUCACUCAGGGCAAAUUGAACUUCGCAACCUUCCACAGGACAGUGGAGAAAGAUCUGCAUUCUCCCCACCAAAAAGGACAUACUCUCAGAUUUCUAACAAGGACCAUAUUAUCAACCCUACUGAUAACCUAAUAAGUAAACUUAGUAAAGACGUUAAACAGCCAUUGUCACUGAAAUAUAAUCCCUUCCACUCCUUAUUUCAACACGCACAGCUGGAUAAGUCACUGCCAGAAAUGAAAACCAAGGAACUCUACGAGGAACAAUCAAAGACAUUUAAAGAAUGUUCUUCCAAAGAAAAUCAAAAGUACAAAUUCACCAUUGACCGAUGCAACAAGGACCUAUUCUUAGCAAAGGAAACUGGAAGUAAAAUUUCAGCUAACGAUCCCUUGCCAUUUUCUGUAGAGUCCAUUCUUAAGAGACCCUCAACCACAGUAUCACGUUCUAAUCAGUAAGUGGACUUCCAUGUGUGGCUACUGGUUUCUACUCUUGAAGACAUUAUCUAGUAUCCACCCUGAACGUUUGCACUGGGACGUUCGGUUGUAGAUGACAGUUUAAUAAUAUGUAUAUAAAUAUAUUUGCAUGAUGUUUAACUCUUGUAUAAUUUAUAUUUAAAUUUAAAAUAUAUGAUCUGCAUAUGUGAAUUGUAAAGUAUUUGAAUGUAUAACUAUAUAAAUAUAUAUAAUAAAUGAAGACGUAAAAUA
Molecule: messenger RNA, 2178 nt
Organism: Bombina bombina (fire-bellied toad)
Lineage: Eukaryota; Metazoa; Chordata; Amphibia; Anura; Bombinatoridae
Gene: DMRT2
Product: doublesex and mab-3 related transcription factor 2
Exons: 4
Coding region: 364-1929 (521 amino acids)
Biological process (GO): sex differentiation; regulation of transcription by RNA polymerase II
Cellular component (GO): nucleus
Molecular function (GO): DNA-binding transcription factor activity, RNA polymerase II-specific; RNA polymerase II cis-regulatory region sequence-specific DNA binding
Source: RefSeq, a predicted model, not a curated record